GCUGCCCAGAUCCCGACCCAGCAGGCGGGCGGGCGAGGGAUCGGACGGUGCCCGGCCUGGUCCCUGUCCGUGCAGAGCCUGGGCCCGCCCCGGCCGACCAUGCCGCCGCCCGCGCCGCCCACCCAGGUGCUGCCGGCAGAGCGCGUGGCCGUGCUGCUGUCGUGUGUGUUGUCCGCGCUGGGCUGUGGCCUGCUGCUGGCCACGCACGCCCUGUGGCCCGACCUGCGCAGCCCCGCGCGGCGCCUGCUGCUCUUCCUGUCGCUGGCCGACCUGCUCUCCGCCGCCUCCUACUUCUACGGGGCCCUGCGGGACUUCACAGGGCCCUCGUGGGACUGCGUGCUGCAGGGCGCGCUGUCCUCCUUCGCCAACGCCAGCUCCUUCUUCUGGACCAUGGCCAUCGCGCUCUACCUGUACCUGAGCAUCGUGCGCGCGGCGCGCGGGCCCCGGGCCGACCGCCUGCUCUGGGCCUUCCACGGCGUCAGCUGGGGCAUACCGAUGACCAUCACCGUGGUGGCUGUUGCCCUCAAGAAGAUCGGCUACGACGCCUCCGAUGUGUCGGUGGGCUGGUGCUGGGUGGAUCUGGAGGCAGAGGACCGCGUGCUGUGGAUGCUGCUGACGGGGAAGCUGUGGGAGCUGCUGGCCUACGUCACGCUGCCGGUGCUGUACCUCCUGGUCUGGAAGCACAUCGACAGAGCGCACGAGGCGCUGUCCGAGUACCGGCCCAUCUUCGAGUCACGCCGGCCGCAGCCCUGCGCCAACGCCUCGGUGGCCGACAAGAAGCUGCUGCUCAUCCCGCUCGUCUUCAUCUGCCUGCGCGCCUGGAGCACCGUGCGCUUCGUCCUCACGCUCCUGGGCUCCCCGCUGGUGCGCUCGCCGGCGCUGGUCGUCCUGCACCCGCCCGCCGCCAGCCUCCCCUCUGUCCCCGCAGGGCGUCGGGAACACCUUCCAGGGAGGGGCCAACUGCAUCCUGUUCGUCCUCGGCACCCGCGCCGUCCGCAUGCGGCUCUGCUCCCUGUGUCGCUGUUGUCCCCAGCCCUCCGCCCCGGGGCCCCCCGGCCCCCCCGGCCCCCCCAAGGCACCCACGUUCUCCAAGACAGGAGACCCCCCGGGACUCCCCCAGUGACGCUGUCCACCCCUGAGGGAGCGCGCCGAUUCAGCCUCUUCUACCUCCGGCGCCGCGGGCCGCGGGCCACCGCUGGUGUCUCUCGCCCUUGGGGUUCAUCUGCCAGAGGCCAGCAGGAGACUCAGGGAGCUGGGGACACAGGGUCCCACGAGGAGCCUCUAGUCCAAGACCCGCAGUGUCCCAAGGCCAUGAUUCGCUGUUUACAGUUCGUGAGACCCACACUGUGCCCCCUGUGACUAAAUGUCAGGGGUCCCAGGGAUGGGUCCCCAGCCGUAGUCUCGAGCAGAGUCCUGGGUGACAGGGCGUCCAGUCCCUGGGGAGCCCAGCUUCUUGGGCCAGCAUUGCUGGUCAACAGCGGGGCCGGUUCCCCGACGGAGCCACACAUCUGUCUGCUGCAGCUGCAUGCGACGGCCACCAAGAGCACAGCCCAGCGCAGGGCCCGGGGUCUGUGUCCCCAGCGGCCCUGGACUCUGGCUGUGGGUCGCCAGUCCCCAAGGUGGGCUGCACUUGUUUCCACUCAGGCCAGAACCCACAGUCUUGCUCUCCCCGUCCCGUAAAACGCAGCUCCCCUGGUCUGGUGCUGGGGCCGGCGGCAUCUCAGGGAGUCCCCAGGACGCUGUUUCAGACAAUUCCCUCAUUCUUAGCACUAGCGCACCCAGAACAGGCAAGUCAGGAGGAUCCGCUGGGCAGUUACUGAGUGACCCAAACACUUUAUCCCAGAGGCAUAGUUUUUCAGACUCAGCCUUGGGCUGGGAGUGGAACCUCACCGUGCAGCACCUGCUCCUGCCCCCAGCACCAAAGAAAAAGGCCUUUCUGGUGGUUUUGGGGGGAACAUGGCAACUUGGAUCCUGGGGUGAAUUUUUACAUUUAAAAGAACAAAGAUUAAAAGUGGGUUUUGUUUUUGUUUUUUGGAGAUGGGACCCAGGGCCCAGUGCUUGGUAGCCGAGGGCUGCACCGCUGAGCCAUACCCCCACCCCUAGAAGGGACUGGAGAAACAACUGUGUCUCCCAGCAACCCUUCCCUCUCAUUCCAGAAAACAGAUUCUGCUAUUCCCAGACUCUCGAGACAGGAAGUAAAAAUGUUACCCUGGCUCACCCAGGGAAAGCCCAUCUUUACCCAGUGGGCCAGUCCCCUCCAAGUCCGUUAGACGCCACCAAACUGGAAGGAUCGGCCCUGGCUUAAAUUUAAAACAAAAACCCCACCGUGUGAUCAAUUCCUGUUUUGCUCUCAAAACCAAAAUUCGUAUCAAGAAGGAGUCAUUCAGAGGACUGAUUCCAAAAGGCUCCUUUCUGGUUUCCUCCGAGGCGGGUGUCUGAAGGUCAGCAGUGCGCGGCACCCCCUGGAGUUCUGACAAUGCCAGGAGCUGCCCCACAGGACCAUUCCUGGCCAUGGGCAGCCCGUGUUGGGGUCCCUGGAACCCCUUAGAGACGUCACAGCAAAUAUCUGGGCACAGCUGUAUAGAACAGAAGAAGAACUUGUGGGAAACGAGGAAAUGAUUCACAGUUUGAGUCACAGUACCAGCCAUGAGGAAUGAGGUCACAAUGAGCUCCGCUGAGGCGGCCUUCGGGCCCUGGCCCUGGCCCUGGCCCACCAGCACAACCCCGAGGCAGCUCAGAGACAGGGUUUCCCCAGCCAGCUGUACCGGAGGAGGCCUGCAGGGGGAGUCCGGGCUCAGGUACCGGAUCUCGCCCUCCCGGCCACCUCACAGCCUCUGCCCUCUGUCUGGCCAGUGACCAGUGCAGUGGCUGCUGGGGACUCUGGUUCAGAACUUGAGGAUGAGCCCAGUGUGGUGGCACAUGGCUCCAGUUCCAGCACUCAGGAGGCUGAGGCUGGAGGAUCGCCACAUGUUUGAGCCCAGCCUGAAUUACACAGCAGGACCAUUUCAAAAAAACAAACAAAUAAAAGUAGAACUGAGGAUGACGGGAAGGGAAGUCAGUUUUGAACAUCCAGGAUGGGCCGGGCUUCUGAUCAGAACCACCUAGGGCUGCCAUGUUCCAUUCCCACUCUGGUCAGGCCCUGGGCGGCGAUGUUAACGUUCAUCUGCUGUGUCCCCUGGUCACCCAGGUGUGACCUCAGCCUUAAGGGGUCCUCAGGCCGCAGCAGUGUUCCCGCCUGGCACGCUUUGUAUGCACUUUCUGGAUCUUGCUGGAGUAACAUUCCCCAGCCACUUCCUGCCCGUGUGUGCACGUGUGUGUAUUUGGACUGUCCUGGUUUUGCGGUUUUUUUGGUACUGGGGGUGGAACUUGGGUUCUUGCGCUUGGGAGGCAGGAGGCGGAACCACUGAGCUAAAUCCCUGGCCCCCUGUUUUGUUUUGUUUUUUAAUAUAUAAAGGCUAUUAUGUGGCUGAGGCUGAAUUCUUCCUAUGUCCGACAGAAUCCUUCCUAUCUCCACAGCAAAAAUAUUUGUUUUUACAAAUUUCCAAUUGUGCCAUGACUAACUGUGAGUUUUUGCACAUGCAGAAUUGUGAAAAGCCUGACUGGCUGGGUGGAGGCCAAAGUCAUGCUGUUUUAACUUAAAUAAAUAAUUAUUUUUCUUCUGUG
Molecule: messenger RNA, 3663 nt
Organism: Heterocephalus glaber (naked mole-rat)
Lineage: Eukaryota; Metazoa; Chordata; Mammalia; Rodentia; Bathyergidae
Gene: Gpr157
Product: G protein-coupled receptor 157
Biological process (GO): adenylate cyclase-activating G protein-coupled receptor signaling pathway; cell surface receptor signaling pathway
Cellular component (GO): plasma membrane
Molecular function (GO): G protein-coupled receptor activity
Source: RefSeq, a predicted model, not a curated record